CUCGAGAUGGCCGUUUUGAUCGCACUCUUUGUGGCAGUGAUCACACUCGUCGUGUGGUACGUGCACCAACAUUUCAACUACUGGAAGAGGCGUGGUAUUCCACACGAUACCCCAAGUAUUCCCUUUGGAAACACCAAAGAAUUUAUGAAAACAAAGCAUAUAUCGCUACUCGCCGGGGAAGCGUACAAAAAGUACAAAAACAAGACCGAUGGUCCGUUUGUUGGUUUUUACAUGUAUUUUAAAAAGUUUGUUAUUCCAACGGAUAUUGAUUUUGUAAAGACUGUGUUGAUCCGCGAAUUUGACAAGUUUCACGAUCGCGGUAUCUUCCACAACGAACGCGAUGAUCCUCUGAGCGGUAAUCUAGUGAACAUCGAAGGUCAAAAAUGGAAGACUCUCCGCCAAAAGUUAACCCCCACAUUUACGUCGGGUAAAAUGAAGAACAUGUUUCCCACUGUGCUGGUUGUGGGCGAUGAACUGAUUAAGGUUUUCGAUGAAAAGAUUUCCGCCAGUCCGGAUGGAUUGGAAAUCACUGACCUCCUGGCUCGCUUCACCGCCGAUGUCAUCGGGAGCUGUGCCUUUGGCUUGGAUUGCCAUAGUCUGAAGGAUCCCAAGGCUGAGUUUGUCAAAAUGGGAGUAUCUGCCAUCACCGAACGCAGAUAUGGAAGAGCGUUGGACCUCUUCUUGUUCGGAGCUCCAAAACUGGCUGAAAAGCUGCGCAUGAAGGCCAAUGUCCAAAAGGUCGAGGAUUUCUAUAUGAAUAUCAUCAAGGACACAGUGGAUUAUCGAGUCAAGAACAAUGUGAAGCGUAACGACUUCAUGGACAUGUUGAUCGAGAUGAAACUGAAGUACGAUAAUGGCAACAAACAGGAUGGUCUCACAUUCAAUGAGAUUGCCGCCCAGGCCUUCAUAUUCUUCCUGGCUGGUUUCGAGACGAGCUCCACGACCAUGGGAUUCGCCCUCUACGAGCUGGCCCUCAAUCAGGAUGUACAGGAUAAGCUGAGACUGGAAAUAAACAGUGUUUUAGAGAAACAUAAUGGAAAACUGAGUUACGAUGUCAUGCGGGAGCUGGUAUAUAUGGAAAAGGUCAUCGAUGAAACCAUGAGGAAACGCCCCGUGGUUGGUCAUUUGAUUCGUAUUUCAACUCAACGCUACGAGGAUAGCAAUCCAAAAUAUUACAUUGAACCAGGUACUGGUGUCCUGGUGCCCUCAUACGCUAUCCACCACGAUCCAGAGUUCUAUCCGGAGCCGGAGAAGUUUAUUCCGGAACGUUUCGACGAGGAGCAGAUCAAGCAACGUCCGGCGUGUACCUUCCUACCUUUCGGAGAUGGACCUCGCAACUGUAUUGGCCUUCGGUUUGGCCGGAUGCAGGUGAUUGUUGGAAUGGCUUUACUCAUCCGGAACUUCAAGUUUGAAGUGCACCCCACCAAGACCCAAAUUCCUCUCAAACACAGAGCUGACGAUAUUUUGUUCAGUGCCGAAAAUGGCAUUCAUUUGAAAGUCAGCAAAGUUUGAGGUUUCGGAAAAUGAUGGAAACAGAAUUGAAACUAAUUAAGAUAGAAUGAAAUUUUCAAUGAGAUGUAGAAAGAUAAUUAUCGGGUUGCAUUCAUUAUAUGGAAAUGCAUUAUGACUAAUACACCAAGUUUAGAUACAAAAAGCUUUACGUUUCAAGGCAGUGACCUCUAUAUGUGUAUGCGAGAACAUUUUUCCAAGCAUGGGAAUUAAAGGAAAAGCUUUUUGUUAUUUAAUACUAAAAAACCUACUAUAGACAUGUAAUUAAAAUAAACGUUUUUGAAUAAAUUAUUA
Drosophila bipectinata is the source of this 1803-nucleotide messenger RNA. It is a transcript of the gene Cyp6a20, whose product is annotated as Cytochrome P450 6a20. Lineage: Eukaryota; Metazoa; Arthropoda; Insecta; Diptera; Drosophilidae. The record is from RefSeq and is a predicted model, not a curated record. Gene Ontology annotation, molecular function: oxidoreductase activity, acting on paired donors, with incorporation or reduction of molecular oxygen; iron ion binding; monooxygenase activity.